ACGACACCGGCGAUAGUGGUGUCGGUGGCAUCGACUCCGCCGAUCGGUACGGUGGUGCGUUUGGUGCGGUUGGUGAGGGUGUUGGUAGUGGUGUAGCGAAGCCGGAGGUUUCUCGUGACAGGGAUACUCGGUCGGGUGAGCGCGUCCUGGUGGACGACGACCAGGACGACCAACGGGUUCGCGGCGAUAGCUACGGAACGGGACAACCGCGUCAACAUGCCGCGCUGCCUCAUGGCCAAGAAAUGGAAGGCCUACCCUUGGCCGGAUCGCGUGGACGAUCCCCAGGAGGAGCAGGCCGACCCCUCGGGCAUGCUGCAGGAGCACACGUCCCCGAGCCAUACGGGGAUUCAACAGAUAUCCGCCUCCAUGGAGAAGAGGCAGCACAGGCAUGAGCCCGAAGACGAGGAGAUCGACGUGGUCGGCGACACCGACUCUAGGCAGGUCGAUCAUCAGCAGACCUGUUGGGGUCCGCACAGUCCUACCGCCGGUGCCACUGCACCUAGCCCGCCGCCUCUCAACGCCUCCGGUGCUCUUUACUAUCAUGGAUACACGCACGAAUCGUGGAUCAACCACGAGGAGCCUCCAAAAUACGCGACCUUGCGUUCCGCAGCGGAGCUGGCUCGGCCAGUGGUGCCAUCUCCGCCUCCUCCGACAUCGCAGCAGGAAUUACCGGUGGUGGUGACCGGGUCGAGUUUGCACCAGGCCCACCCGGUGGCCCCAACGACGACCCCUUCGUCGUCCACGUCGUUGAGUCUGCCUCCCAGGAAGAGCCUGUCGAUGUGCUUCACGAGCACCGGGACUGCGCUCUCGUUGCCCCCGAAGAAAAAGGACAUCUAUCGGCCGUACAGUCUUCAGCCUACGUCGGAGAUCCGGACGUCGGCCGAGGAGGAUUUGUCCGCUGCGCAGGCGAUCCUCGACCUGAGCCUGCAACCGGCUCAACAGCAGCCCAUACCCGUCUCGGUGCUGGUCCCGGUGCCCAGCUCGCAGACCAGCCAGCUGCGACAACAGGAACAGACGCCGCAACCUCAGUCACCUGCCACCGCCGAGGUUAACGCCAAUAACUGCUCCGCUGCCAGGGACGGCACCAGCGGCAGUAGCAAGACGGUCGCGUACACGUACGAGGCGUUCUUCGUGUCGGACGGGCGGUCUAAGCGUCGGGGCAACAGCACGAACGGGGCCGCUGUGCCCGACAAGGAGGCCACCCAACCGGACCGACCGAAAUUCACGUGCACGGAGUGCGGCAAGCAGUACGCCACGUCGUCGAAUCUGUCCCGACACAAGCAGACCCAUCGGAGCCUGGAUUCUCAAUCGGCCAAGAAGUGCAUUCACUGCGGCAAGGCGUACGUGAGCAUGCCGGCGCUGGCGAUGCACGUGCUCACCCACAAGUUGGCUCACAGUUGCGGCGUCUGCGGCAAGAUGUUCUCCAGGCCUUGGUUGCUGCAAGGCCAUUUAAGAAGUCACACCGGGGAGAAGCCUUACGGUUGCGCGCAUUGCGGCAAAGCGUUCGCCGAUCGCUCGAAUCUUCGCGCCCACAUGCAAACGCACUCGGCGGACAAGAACUACGAGUGCUCCAGAUGCCACAAGACGUUCGCGCUCAAAUCAUACCUGAACAAACACCUGGAGUCCGCUUGUCUGCGGGACGACGAGAUGCCUCCGCAACAGCAGCAGCAGCAGCCACAGCAGCAACAGGCGGCUGGAAACAACAACGCGGCGCAACAUCAGCAGAGCAACAACCGUGGUUUGUAGCAGCGCUUCGACGACAAGACGGGCAGCAUCAGGCGUCUGGACGCCCUUGGAGAGGUUGAGAGCUAGCGGUCGUUCGUGGCGACUCCCGGGUAAAGCCGGGCCUUGACAGAAUUCACGAGGACGAGGAUAACGCAUAAGGUUUGCCGUAGGUUUUAAGUAGAAAAGUGCCAGUAGAGAAUUGGGGAAUAGAGAAGUAAACCGUGAGAUGUAGCGUAAAGAGGCAGGGGAGCAGUGAUGCGAGACGAGAGGAGGGUGUAGAGGAGGUGUCGGUUUCGUAAAUAAUGUCUAACAUUAAUAAAAACGUCCAAUAAUGUUAAGUCUUAAAACGGGGGAAAAAAGGAGAAACAAAACGAGAGAAACGAGAACAAAGAACAAAAAACGUCGAACGGUGACGUCCACACUGCAGUCUAGUCACUC
This is a messenger RNA of Megachile rotundata (alfalfa leafcutting bee), 2163 nucleotides long. It is a transcript of the gene scrt, whose product is annotated as scratch. The record is from RefSeq and is a predicted model, not a curated record. Gene Ontology annotation, molecular function: RNA polymerase II cis-regulatory region sequence-specific DNA binding; DNA-binding transcription factor activity, RNA polymerase II-specific. Lineage: Eukaryota; Metazoa; Arthropoda; Insecta; Hymenoptera; Megachilidae. Gene Ontology annotation, biological process: regulation of DNA-templated transcription.